AUGACAAAAGCCAUGGGCGACUUUGCACUCAAGCUUGAACCCAGUGAACGAAUAACUUACGUAGGGAAAAAACUUGGAGAGGAACCCUGUCCAACAACUCUCAAAAUUACCAACCCGACAUCGGUUGCCUCACUUUUCCAACCACUUCACUGUUUUCUUUUUUUGCACUGCCCUUUCAAGACCUCUACUUACUUGAUAUCACUGAGCCCUCUCUUAAUCGCUUCCUUAGAAUUCUCGUGCGCAAUAUUGUUAGAUCUUGAUAGACAGGCCUGUAAGGUAAAAUGCACCUCAAACGAAAUGUUUCGAAUCCGUCCUCCUGUCUUUGCUUUAAAGCCCGGUGAAGAGAUGACCGUAAAGUUAACUUUUAAUGCGGGGAAGACAGUCCCCGACAGUGGCAAGCACUAUUUCGCUGUAUAUUACAUAAAGGCAACUGAUGAGAACAAGGCACCGCGGGCAUGCUGGGCUGACCACAAAGGAGAUCCAAAUGGAACAAAAAGAUUGUACGUAGAUUUUAAAAAAGAAGAUGGUGAGGAUAAAAAAGAGGAAGUGGAGAAAAAGGAUGACGAAAAGAAAGAGGGCGAAGAUAAAAAGGAUGAUAAGAAAGAGGGGGGUGAGGAGAAAAAAGAUGACGAGAAGAAAGAUGAAAAGGGAGAGGAAAAGAAGGACGAGAAAAAAGAUGACGAAAAGGUUGGCCGAUUUGGUUGGUUGAAAGAGGAUAAAAAGGAUGAGGAGAAGAAGGACGAUGAGAAGGAAGAUAAGAAGGAAGAUGAGAAGAAAGAAGAUAAAAAAUGA
This is a messenger RNA of Thelazia callipaeda (thelaziosis nematode), 792 nucleotides long. The record is from the annotation of a GenBank genome assembly. Lineage: Eukaryota; Metazoa; Nematoda; Chromadorea; Rhabditida; Thelaziidae.